This is a messenger RNA of Alternaria rosae, 886 nucleotides long. RefSeq lists its product as uncharacterized. The transcript has 2 exons. NCBI's taxonomy places the organism in Eukaryota, Fungi, Ascomycota, Dothideomycetes, Pleosporales, Pleosporaceae. Bases 1 to 639 code for a protein of 212 amino acids. The record is from RefSeq and is a predicted model, not a curated record.
AUGGAAAAGUACAAGGACAGUGACCACGGUGCGAAAGCUUUCAGAGAAGGGUACGAUGAACUCAGCAAGGAUAAUCGAGUCCUUCUGACUGAUAAGGUGGAACUACAGGCCAAUGUUGAUGAGCUGAAGGAGCGCGAGCGUAUCUCCAAAGAACAAAAGUCGAGCGCAGAGUCACGUCUUGUUGAUCAACCUUCGGUUACCAACCCAAAUGUCUCAUCCGCAGCAACGUUCGAUCGACAAGUCGCGGAGCUCGAGCAUCUCGGCGGCCUUGUCGUUAGCUGGCAGACCAGACUGGAACAUGCAACUGCUGAGAGGGAUGGCUCAAGGAACAGGAAGAAUGCGCUUGAGGGAAAAGUCCGAGAUGCCGAGCAACAAUUGAAGAAGCUGAAAACUGCUUCCCCGUCAAAGACUCAACGCGCAUCGAACACUAAGAGCAACCCCGAGAGCGCGCGUGAGGAGGAGCAAAACGUAUUAGGUGGCACGGGAAACGAUCGAGGGGUACUACAACCGUCCGUUAAGAUACCCGGAACGCUCUUCAAGAAGGCUCGUGUGGCAGCGGAAGCCCUUUCCUGCACUGAGCUCUCCAGCAGUACCCAAAGCUACUCCUUCGAACAUCUGGAGGAGCCUUCGCCUUGUUAAAAACCCGAAAGAAGACACCAAACGCACUCGGAAGAACUCUGGCUAAGCUCUGGAACCAAAGUUACAUGUGGCGAAAGAUUUUGAGGUCAGAAGUGGUGGAGAUUGGUGUGGGCGCACACUAUGCUUGGGCGGUUUAGCAACAUUCAUGACUCUCGAUAGUUGACUGUGGUCUAGGACCAAGGGAAUGAAGAGGACUCAACCAUCUUUCAGAGAUGUAUUGUCGUGCGCGUAUGCUGAGCUGCUGCUG